AUCGACACCAAAUCAAACCGAAUGUGCUUUAUCCUUAACCACAUUAACCAUUACCAUCUGAUGUGUACAUGUGUCAUAGAAUUCCCCGAAGACCAUACAAUAUUGUUGUGUAUAUUACCCGACUAUUCCUUUUGAAGUCACACGUACUCGAAUACCAUUAUCUUGACAAAUAAACAUAUUAUAACCAGCACGAAUCUAGGAUACUGAUACAUACCAAAACACAUGCGAUAUAUGCUCACCUUAAAAAACGUUUAGCGACUUGAAGAUAGACAAACACCGACAGUACCGUACAACAAAUCGGAUUAAUUAACACACUCAACUUGUGGAGAGGGGAAUCAAAAAUAAAACGCCGCCAAAAUUGUGGGCCACAACUAACAGCAGUUAACCCACUGAAACUGAAACUAUGACUUUCCUUAGCGGGGCAGUAUGUCUGCUUCUGCUGACAACCCUUGCUUAUUCUUCAACACUUCUUCGUUAUGAACCAGAAGAUGGGUUACCAGCUUUUGUAAGAUCAGCUGUGGAAAGUGUUCCACAAGACGAACCCGAAGAUCAUUUAGGUCGCUAUUCCUUGCGACCUACUUAUGGAGACAUUUUCCUACCGCUACGUAGUGCUGUGGAGAGUGUUCCAACAAUUCGUUCCGAUGACACUUUUUUGGGUAAAUCAUUUGUACGUUCGUCAGUUGAGUCAGCUCCAGAAUUUGACUCGACUCUAGAAGAUUUAAUCGAAGAAGACGAAGAAUUGCUAGAAAUCGAUGAAAAACCCAAGCCUGAAAAACUCAAGGCUGCCACAGUGGAAGAUGAUGUGGAACUUAUGGAAAAUGUUCCAAUCUAUCCGGCAGCUGAUGAGUAUGCAGCUUAUGUCGAACCUGGUUAUAAUAAUGACCUUAGUCCUGAACCUUUUCGAAGUGGUUCACCAUAUCAACAACUUGUAACAGCUGAAGAAUUGCAAGUUGAAAGAGAAGAUGAAGCACGUUUUGCACUUCUCAAAACUGCUCCAGCUACAAGGAGAAAGAACUUAAACCGAUCACCACAAGUUUUAUGUUAUUUCACCAAUUGGGCUUUUUAUAGACAUGGUGAUGGUAAAUUCGUUCCAGAGAAUGUGGAUCCUUCAUUGUGUACUGCUGUGAUUUAUUCUUUUGCCGCAUUGGACCCGGAUCUUUUGACUAUCAAAGAAUUCGAUCCAUGGGUUGAUGUUGAAAAUGGUUACUAUAAAAGAGUAACCUCAAUUGAGGUGCCAGUUUUGAUAGCUUUGGGAGGUUGGACUGAUUCCACGGGAGAUAAAUAUUCCCGUCUUGCAGCUGACGAGAUCAAACGGAAUGUCUUUGCCUCGAGUGUAGCUGGUUUCCUUCAGCGACAUGGUUUCAAAGGUCUACAUCUUGACUGGAACUACCCCAAAUGCUGGCAAAGUGACUGUAAGAGUGGACCAGCAAGUGAUAAGCCUAAUUUUACCAAACUUGUAAAGGCUUUAAGAACCGAGUUCGAUCGUGUGGAUAAGAAUUUGCAACUUGGAGUUGCCAUUUCAGGAUAUCAAGAAAUCAUCGUAGAGGCUUAUGAUCUCGCAGAACUCUCCAAACAUGCAAACUAUUUGACUGUAAUGUCUUACGACUACCAUGGAGCCUGGGAAAUGCAAACUGGACAUGUGAGUCCACUUUAUGGUCGCAAGGGUGACAAAUAUCCGCAAUACAACACAGACUAUGCUAUGCAAUUGUUAGUGAGGAAUGGUGCUGCUCCUGAAAAACUUAUCAUGGGUAUUCCAUUCUAUGGACAAACAUUCACUCUUGAAGACUCCAACAACCGUCUUGUGGGCGAGGGAACACCAUCAUCGGGUCCCGGUGAAGCAGGUGAAAUUACCAAACAACCUGGAAUGUUGGCUUACUAUGAAAUCUGUCAGAGAAUUCGCAAAAACAAAUGGCAAAUUGGUCGAGAUUCGGAAAGAAAAUCCGGACCCUAUGCAAUGCUUCGUGAUCAAUGGGUUGGCUAUGAAGAUGCUUCAUCGGUUGAAGCUAAAGCUAGAUAUGCGGCUAAUGCUGGAUUUGGUGGUAUUGCUGCUUGGACUAUUGAUCUUGAUGAUUUCCAAAACAGAUGUUGCUCGGAAGCUUAUCCACUUUUGAAGGCUAUUAAUCGGGCUUUAGGUCGAUUGGAGAGUUCUCCACCAUCGCCGGGAAGUAAUUGUGCUCGUCCAGCACAGCCUGUGACACCAGUUCCUCCAGUUAUGACAACAGCCAGUUCUGAUGGUGGUGCUGGAAAUGUUGGUAGUUAUGAUUCAACAACAUGGCCUUCAUGGCAAGCUUCGACAACUACAACAUCUCGUCCAGUUCAUGUUCAUUCUACAACAACUACACCAACUUCUACAACAACAACGACCACGAGAAGACCAACAACUGUUAAAACUACCCGACGAACAACGACUGCUCAGCCAGAUGUAGACAGCACAACAAUUCCAGCUCCAGCUUUGAUCCAACCAGUUAUGGUUUCAUCCAACUGUCGUGCUGGGGAAUUCCUACCACAUCCAAGUAAUUGUAAUGCCUAUUUCCAAUGUGUUGCCGAUGGAGAGUUGGUUCAGCAAUUCUGUGCUGGAGGUCUUCACUGGAAUCGCGAAAAUAGCUACUGUGAUUGGCCAGCAUCUGCUAAUUGUAAGAUAACUUCCCAAACAACUAAGAGUCCAAUUGAGACUUUCAACAGUAAACCUCAGACGACUCCUCGUAAAACAACCGCUUUGCCGGUUCAAAAUGAUUACCCAUCAACAACAUCAAGGCCAUCAAGACCAUCCAGACGGCCAACUCCGUCAACAAGCUAUCAAACAACACCCAGACCAUCAAGGCUGCCAAUUCAGGCGGAUUAUCAAACAACAGCUAAGCCAUCAAGACGUCCAGUUCAAACUACACCCAAGCCUGUUGUAUCAUCGAAGCCAUCAAGACGUCCAGUUCAGGCUGACUAUCCAACAACAUCAUCUAAGCCAGUUUUUGUCCAACCAUCAAAGCCUCCAUCACCUUCACGUCCAAAGAGGCCAAAGAAGUGCAAAGCUGGUCAAUACUGGCCUCAUAGGAACUGUGGACAAUACUAUGUCUGUGUCAAUGAGGUUCUCAUUCCGAAUAACUGUGGAAAUGAUCUUCAAUGGAAUCAUGAGAAAAAGACCUGUGACUGGCCAAGUAAUGUUAAAUGUGUCUCCACUAAGAAAUACCUGCGACUUAUUAAUUCUAAGGCUGCCGAAAGUGAUCCCUGUGAAGGCAAGAACUUUGUUCCUUACCCAGGUGAUUGUGGGAAAUACCUACGUUGUAAUUGGGACCGUUUGGAAGCUGCCGAAUGUGGACCAGGUCUCCACUGGAAUGCUAAUCUCGAUAUUUGUGAUUGGCCAUCGAAUGCAAAUUGCGUUCAAGGAGAAAUCGGUCUGGACGAAGGAGAAAAUAAUGCUAUCGAUAAUGGUGAUAACAGUCUUCAACCUGUGGAUCCAUUAGAUCCUAGUCCACCUUCAACAACCACUGCCAAACCAGUCACAACUCCAAGACCGACUUAUCCAACUGAUAAACCACAACUUGAACCUCUUGAUGGUCACUACAAGGUCGUCUGUUACUUUACAAACUGGGCUUGGUACCGUAAAGGACUUGGUCGUUACACUCCCGAUGACAUCAACACAGAUCUUUGUACUCACAUUGUUUAUGGCUUUGCAGUUCUUGACUACUCUGAGCUCACAAUUAGGACCCAUGACUCUUGGGCUGAUAUCGAUAAUAAAUUCUACACACGAGUAGCUGAUCUCAAAUCAAAGGGUGUUAAGGUCACGCUGGCUUUGGGUGGUUGGAAUGAUUCCCAAGGUGACAAGUACAGUCGUUUGGUAAGAAAUCCCUCAGCUCGAGCAAAAUUCGUCAAACAAGCUGUUGACUUUUUGGAGAAAUACGGUUUCCAAGGUUUAGACUUGGAUUGGGAGUAUCCAGUUUGUUGGCAAACUGAAUGUAGCAAGGGAAUUGCUGAUGAAAAAGAAGGUUUUACAGCUUGGGUAAGGGAACUCUCUGAUGCCUUCAGACCAAGGGGGCUUUUACUGUCUACUGCAGUUUCACCUAGCAAGAAAAUUAUCGAUGCUGGUUAUAAUGUUGCCGAAUUGGCACGUUAUUUCGAUUGGAUUGCUGUCAUGACUUAUGAUUUCCAUGGUCAAUGGGACAAGAAGACUGGACAUGUAGCUCCACUGUAUUAUCAUCCGGAAGAUGAUUUUGAUUACUUUAAUGCUAACUUUUCUUUGAACUACUGGAUCGAAAAAGGUGCUCCAUCGAGAAAGAUUGUCAUGGGAAUGCCACUUUAUGGACAAUCUUUCACUUUGGAAAAUCCUAAACAGAACGGACUGAACGCCAAGGCUCCUGGGCCAGGACAAGCUGGAGAAUUCACUAGAGCAGCUGGUUUCCUAGCUUACUAUGAGAUCUGUGAUCGAAUUAAAAAUCAAGGUUGGGAAGUUGUCCAAGAUGAAAAAGGUCGCAUGGGACCUUACGCUCGUAAGGGUAACCAAUGGGUGUCAUUCGAUGAUCCAGCUAUGAUCCGGAAGAAGUCACAAUUAGUUCGAGCUCUUAAUCUGGGAGGAGGAAUGGUCUGGGCAUUAGAUUUGGAUGAUUUCAAGAAUCGUUGUGGUGAUGGUGUUCAUCCACUUUUGACACAAAUUCAUGAUGUACUCAAAGCUCCACCAAGUGGCUAUGAACCAACACCUGGUUUGACAAACUCCGAUGAACCAAUUGCACCCGAGAAACCUGUAGAAACUGUCGAAGAAAAUCAAUCCAACGAGAAACCCAUAGAAACAAUUGAAGAAAUUCAAUCAAAUGAAGAAAUUCCAGCUAAUAUCGAAACUAUCGAUAACGAACUUCCCGCCGAUCCAAAUACCGAAGUCGAAGAAGAAGACGAAGGUUCUUAUGAAAUCGCAUCCGAUAAUGAUAUGGACUUUAAGGUCGUGUGUUAUUUCACAAAUUGGGCUUGGUACCGCCAAGGAGGUGGCAAAUUCGUUCCCGAAGAUAUCGAUUCUGAACUUUGUACACACAUUGUCUAUGGUUUUGCUGUCUUAAACCGUGAAACCUUGACCAUUCAACCUCAUGAUUCUUGGGCUGACAUGGAUAAUAAGUUCUAUGACCGAGUUACAACUUUCAAAGCUAAAAAAGUCAAGGUCACCGUUGCCAUUGGCGGGUGGAAUGAUUCAGCUGGUGAUAAAUAUGCUCGUUUGGUUAAAGACGCUGCAGCUCGUGCAAGAUUCAUCAAACAUGUUAUCGAAUUUAUCGAAAAGUAUAACUUUGAUGGUUUGGAUUUGGAUUGGGAAUAUCCAGUUUGUUGGCAAGUCGAUUGUAGCAAGGGAUCUAUGGAUGAAAAGGAAGGUUUUGCUGCAUUGGUGCGAGAGCUUUCGCAAGCUUUCAAGCCUCGUGGAUUGCUUUUGUCAUCGGCUGUAUCUCCUAAUAAAAAGGUUAUCGAUGCUGGUUAUGAUGUUCCAAUUUUAUCGAAAUACUUUGAUUGGAUUGCUGUUAUGACUUAUGAUUUCCAUGGACAAUGGGAUAAGAAAACUGGUCAUGUUGCUCCAAUGUAUGCUCAUCCUGAUGAUGAUCCAACUUUCAAUGCAAACUUCUCAAUCAGUUAUUGGAUUAACCAAGGUGCUGAUAGGAGGAAGAUCAUUAUGGGAAUGCCAAUGUAUGGACAAUCAUUCUCACUAGCUCAAGCUAAUGGUCAUGAUUUGAAUGCUCCAACUUAUGGUGGAGGAGAAGCUGGCGAAGCUACUAGAGCUCGAGGAUUUUUGUCUUAUUAUGAAAUUUGUAGCAAUAUUCGUAAUAAGAAAUGGCAUGUGGUUAGAGAUCCACGUGGACGAAUGGGUCCAUAUGCAUAUUUGAGGGAUCAAUGGGUGUCAUUCGAUGAUGUACCAAUGAUUCGUCAUAAGAGUGAGUAUGUCAAGGCUAUGGGACUUGGUGGUGCUAUGAUUUGGGCUUUGGAUUUGGAUGAUUUCAAGAAUAAAUGUGACUGUGAGUCAUAUCCAUUGUUGAAGACUAUCAAUAGGGUCUUGAGGAAAUACCCAGGGGCUCAGCCACAUUGCAGGCUUGAGGAUAAGUCAGAAAUCUCAAGCAUUAGUUCCGAUACGGACAGGUAUGUGGCUCCAUCUGUUGAGCUCACCACUAAGCAGACUCCAGUGAUUGUUCGGGAAACAUCUCUGAAGCCUGCUGUCUACACUGAACCUGAAGAAUUGGAAGAGCCUGUGGAAGCCGAAGAUAUGAGUUGCCAUGGACGAAACUUUGUGGCACACAAGAGGGAUUGCAACAAAUACUACGUCUGUCAAUUCGGAGGUCUUAUUGAACAAAGAUGUCCCGAUGGUCUCUAUUGGAAUGAAAACUAUUGCGAUUGGCCACAAAACUCUCAAUGUAGUAUCACAGAUUCUAGAACUACGACCUCUACGACCCCCAAGCCAAAACCUGUAACCAAACCUACGAAGAAACCAGUUCCGGCCACAACCAAGAAGCCAACUUCAACUCCAACCAAGAAACCAGAUAAGAAACGUCCCCCGGUAAAGCCUUCGGGUGAUGAACAAUACAAAGUCGUUUGCUACUUUACCAAUUGGGCAUGGUAUCGCCCAGGUGAGGGCAAAUUCGUUCCAGAGGAUAUUGACGAAAACCUCUGCACACAUAUUGUCUAUGGAUUCGCAGUUCUAAACAGGGAUAGUCUGACCAUCAAGACUCAUGAUUCUUGGGCUGAUAUUGACAAUAGAUUCUAUGAGCGAGUUGUUGCCUACAAAGAGAAGGGAAUUCGUGUAACGGUUGCAAUUGGUGGAUGGAAUGAUUCGCUCGGUAACAAAUAUGCUCGAUUAGUUCUUGAUCCUCAAGCCAGAGCUAGGUUUAUAAGAAGUGUUCUUGAUUUUGUGGAGAAAUAUGGUUUUAAAGGUCUUGACUUGGAUUGGGAAUACCCAGUUUGUUGGCAAGUUGAUUGUAAGAUGGGUUCUCCUGACGAAAAGGCUGGAUUUGCUGCAUUGGUUCGUGAACUUUCUGAGGAAUUCAAACCUCGUGGACUGCUUUUGUCAUCGGCAGUGUCACCAAGUAAAAAGGUGAUCGAUGCUGGUUAUGAUGUGCCAGUACUAGCUCGCUACUUUGACUGGAUUGCGGUGAUGACUUAUGACUUCCAUGGACAUUGGGACAAACAAACUGGACAUGUUGCACCUUUGUACUAUGUUGAGGGUGACUCUUAUGACUAUUUCAAUGCUAACUUUACAAUGCACUAUUGGAUCGAAAAGGGUACACCACCAAAGAAACUUGUCAUGGGAAUGCCAUUGUAUGGACAGUCAUUCUCAUUGGCCGAUACUAGUUCACGAGGCUUGAAUGAGAAGACUUAUGGUCCUGGAGAAGCUGGUAAAUUUACACGUGCUGGUGGAUUUUUGGCUUAUUAUGAAAUUUGUGAGAAUGUCAAUAAUGGCGGAUGGACUGUAGUACGAGACGAUGAAGGACGUAUUGGACCUUAUGCUUAUCGUGGCAAUCAAUGGGUGUCAUAUGAUGAUGUGGCAGAUAUUCGAAGAAAAUCACAAUUCGUUAAAGACUUGGGUCUUGGUGGUGGAAUGGUUUGGGCACUAGAUUUGGAUGAUUUCCGUGGAAGAUGUGGUUGCGGUAAACAUCCAUUGUUGAGAACAAUGAACCAAGAAUUACGAGGAAUACCAGGACAAAGAGCAAACGAUUGUACAUGAUAGAAAAAUUGCUAUAAUGGGAAACAUUUAAAAAAAGAAAAAUUGGUGUUGGAUGCAUGGGAUGAGAUCUGUUUUUGAGAUUUCAUAUUUAUAUAUAAUUAGAAAAUAAUAUAAGAACACAAUGGGAGAGAGUUUUUGGAGUGGUAUCAUAUAGCUCAAAACUCUUCUCUAAUUACGAGAUCUUUAUUUAAAAUGUAAUUUAUAGGAUAAACGAAUCGAAACAAGCUUAAAUAAAAUGACGAAAUAUUA
Episyrphus balteatus (marmalade hoverfly) is the source of this 7921-nucleotide messenger RNA. RefSeq names its product probable chitinase 10. The record is from RefSeq and is a predicted model, not a curated record. The transcript is spliced from 9 exons. Gene Ontology annotation, cellular component: extracellular region. Gene Ontology annotation, molecular function: chitin binding; chitinase activity. Lineage: Eukaryota; Metazoa; Arthropoda; Insecta; Diptera; Syrphidae. The coding region runs from base 404 to 7672 and encodes 2422 amino acids. Gene Ontology annotation, biological process: chitin catabolic process; carbohydrate metabolic process.